AGCAGAAGCACACACACAUACACCGACCAUCAAAAACUACUGCGGGAGUCCAGCAAGAGUCACAUCACACUCGCUGAAGUCCAGUAAGCAACACACGUCCAGCAGCGGGAACGCCGGAGUCCGCGUUUCUCCUGGAUAUAUUUGCCCUGCACGACCGGCGAGUCACGGAUAGCAGGACUUUGGAUAUAACUGUGGUUCGUAAGAGCAGAUUUGUUUUCUCCGCAGUGGGAAGGCUCGAUCCUCCCCCCGAGUCUGAGGAUUUGAGAGGGAAGCAAUGCAGUGCUGAGACUGACUGUGCACCAUAUUCCUGCUCCAGUCCACAUUUCAUCUGAAUCUGCAGACGCACUUCACCCAUCGACCGCAGAUCGAACGCUCUUCAUUUGUUUCUUUCCUCCUGAAUAAGAAAUCUAACUCGAGAUUAGGACUGACGCCAUUUUAAAGCGAUAAAAAACCGCUUGAGUUUUGAGGGAUUGUAAAGUGCUUGUCAUGAUCUAGUAAAUGGAUUUACUCUCGUAGACUUCAGCAGCAGCAGCAAUGGUUUCACCUGGGAAAAACUCCACCCUAGUGGGAUUUACAAGGUUUCGGGAGCAGUAGAGUCAAAAGCCAUCAUAUCCCUCCCUGAUUAAACUCAAUCACCUGGACCCUUGCCCAAUUGUCCCUUUGGGUCCCUCUGCCUCCUGAUUCUUGGACCAAGCUUCGAGAUUGUCAAUGGAGCAAAGAGACCUUACUCGGACAGCUCGACCCAAAGGAAAUGAGGAGUUCUUCUCCACCGUUACCACCAUCAACAGAGCAGACCUCAGUGAGGUGGGUCUCCUUGCUGGUCCAAUAAAGAGCCUCCCUUUACCUGGAGAGCAGCAAGAUCAUGAAGAGGACGAAGACCUCGGUUUGGGGAAGGACAUGGAGAUCACUUCCAAUACAGACAAUGAGAGAUGGGGGCAGGGAGACGGGCUGGAGGAGCAGGAGUUCUCCAUCAAGGAGGCCAAUUUCUCUGAAGGCAGCCUGAAGUUGAAGAUCCAAACAACAAAGCGGGCCAAGAAGCCUCCGAAGAACUUGGAGAACUACAUCUGUCCUCCUGAGAUACGCAUCACCAUCAAGCAGCCAGGAGAGCAGAAGAACGCCAAGCAUGCCAAGAAUGCUAAGGGUGGGAAAGAGGAAGAGAAAGGACCUCCCAGAAAAAGGACUUACGAAAGGCCUUAUAAACUUCUGGGUAAAACUGAAAAUGUGAUGAUGGAGAACACAAAACCAAAGCAGUCUAAAAGCAACGACAUUCACCACCUUGACUGGACAAAGAAGUUGGAAACUGUUGGAGACUUAGCAUCCCAAGAGCAAAACAGGACAGAACCAGAAACAAAAAGAGAAUCAGCAUGCACCAACAAGGGCCCUUUGCCAGAGCCCAGCACCCCCUUCUUGAAAACGCAAGUUAAAAAAGUUACAGACGGUUUAUCUGGAAGUCACUUUGCAUCUGCCAUGUCCUCCCCAAGCACUGACUCACUUGCAGCAUCUUCAGUCAAUACAGUAAUGAGUCCCUCAACUGACUCAAGUCUGUUCUCUUUUAACAAAGACAGAGGUUUGCAGGAAGUUACUGAGCAAGUUUUUGGGAACAUCAAACGUAAAUAUAGUAGAAAAGACCCCUCUAAAACCCCAGUCACGCAUAAUUUAGACCUUCAGUGGAUCAAAAAAUUGGACAGAGAUACUGAAAACCAAGAUUGUGCUAAAGAGAAACAACCAAUCAGCACAGAUAAAAGUGCAUUUGAAGAGGAGCCUGAGAAGCCAAGCAAUAGGCUUGAUGAUGAUAAUAAAACAACAACAGUCUGCGGCACUCAUUACACAGAGGAAUCAAGGAGUAAAAAGCGAAGAAAUCGAAAAGUUGUUGAAGAUAGCAUUGUAUCUGAUGCACAAACCACACAGCAAGAUGAGAAGAUUGAUAAAACUGACCAAGGGUGCACAAAACCUAAAGUGACAAAGAAAACAGAUGUCAAUGCACCAAAACAAUUUGGUGUUAAUUUACAGCAGAGUAAGGAAGGCGUUGCUGGGACAGUGACUGAUGAUGUUGAGAUGUUUCAGAACAGACCAAGAAAAACCCCAGCAGGAAGAGCGAGACCAGUGAUUGAUGUUGACAAGCAAACAGAGGGUAGGCAAUCAAAGGUCAAGGACAGGUGGCUUUAUUUAAAGUCCCAGAACUCCUCUCCUCAUAAAAACGUGAAUCAAUCUCUGUCCAUUGAAGAGCCACCCUCUGCCUUCCCUAUUACCCCAUCCAGCCCACUCUAUACAAACACAAACAGUUUGACCGUCAUUACCCCAGUUAAAAAGAAACGUGGGCGGCCCAAAAAACAGCCAUUACUUACUGUGGAGACAAUUCAUGAAGGAACUGCAACAAGUCCAGUUAGCCCUAUUGCUCACGAUUCAUCCAGCACUUCAAAAAGAAAGAAGCAUAAUAUGUCAAAACUGGUGCAGUUGGCCUUCAACAAAUCCCCUCCUGCACAGCAGUUACAACUCAAGAAAUCAGAUCAAGAAGGUGUCCUUAAAAAGAGAACACCUACGAAAAUUAAAGAGGUCAAGAUGCAGAACAUUUUGAAUGAACUUUUGUCCACUUCUAGUUCUGGCAAUCUUGCCCCGAAGCCCAAUGUUCCAGUUUCAAAUGCCAUGUCAACUGUGGCAUCGACAAUCGAGGCCCGUUUUGGCAAGCAAAUCAAUGUCAGCAAGCGUGGGACUAUUUACAUAGGCAAAAAACGGGGAAGGAAGCCCAGAACUGAUCUUUUGUCCCAGCAAGAUGAGCACAAAGCCAGUGAUAAGCACUCGUUGCUUAAUUCCAGUCCAUUUGAGAACCCACUAGUGCCUUCUAGUACAGCAUCCACAACCGGAAUGCCUUCUCCCAGGGUCAUGCAUUCCCUUUCUUCUCACUCUGCACCUGGUGGGGCAGCUCACCCUGUUACCACAGAUACCAGCCAGCAUGACCUGAAGACAAUGCCAAAUCUGCAACCUAUCAGUGCAUUGCCCACAAAAACACAUAAGGGCUUGCUCAGUAGUAACUGGAAGCUGUCUCCUCCAAGACUAAUGGCCAACUCACCAUCCCACCUGUCCGAAGUGGCUUCCAUUAAAGAAGUUACAUUGUCUCCAGUUAGCGAGUCUCACAGUGAAGAGACAAUCCCUAGUGAUAGUGGAAUUGGCACCGACAACAACAGCACAUCAGACCAGACUGAGAAAGGCCCAGCAUCUCGUAGAAGAUACUCAUUUGAUCUUUGCAGUUUUGAUGCCACUGAGGCAGCUGUAAUAGACGCAAAGAGCAAAGCAGCCAGGGGACACUACCAGAAGCAUGUUACAGCAGUCUCUGUCGAAAAUUUUUUUGCUCAAGAGAACUUGAAAAAGCAGAAGCAUCGAAGAAAACGCAAGGCUCUCCAGAGCCAAGAUGACCUGCAGUUUAUGGCUGACCUUGAGGAACUGGUUAGCAAAUUCCAGGUCUUCCGAAUCUCCCACCGAAACUACAAAUUCUACCAUGAGAAUUCCUAUCCCAGCAUCUUCCGUCUCAACUUUGACCACUACUAUCCUAUGCCAUACUAUCCCUACGACCCUCUGCACUAUCUUCGCAGGAGCUCUGAUAAGUCAAAGAGAAGGCGUGGCCGACCAGCCAAGUCAGAUGAGCCGAUAUCAAAGAUGCCUUUUAUUCAAGGGUUUGGCUGCCCAGUGCCUGGUGGCAAUUACUAUGCACCCUACGCGAUGCCUUACACAUCCAUGCCUCUUGCCACAAGUAUGAUAAACAUGGGCUAUUAUGGUCAGUACCCUUCACCCUUGUACUUAUCUCAUGCACUUGGACCUACAGCCUCUCCUCUGAUGAGGCCACCAGUCCCUCCACCAAAGUUCCACCCUGGUGCGUCCUCCUGUCUCUCUGCUUCUAGCAGACAUAGAGUGAAGAAUAUGCCACAUGAGAUGUCUUCAUCUAGAAUGAGCGACUCCCAUCACCCUUCAAGCAGCUGUUUGGGAAGUGUCUGUCUCCAUAAACGCAAGCACAAACACAAGUACAAACAUAAAGAAGAUCAGUACAUCCCAGAGAGGGAGGACCUUGGCGGGCUGUUCAGUGGAACACAGAGUCCUGCCUUCCUCAGCCUCUUGAAUGAGAGACUUGAGAAGAACUCCCUGUCCAAACUGAAGGACAAGCAAAGAGGCAAGCACAGCAUAGACACUUCACCAAAAGCUUCCAGGAACUACUUUGAAGUAGACACUCUCUCGUCAUUAUCCUUAUCUGACUCUCAGCACUGCAAACGCACUCGUGGAGAGACACUGAACAACUUCCUGAACAUCUGCACUAGACAACCACAUGAGCGCCUGAGAGCCGGCCAGGACCAGCCGCUGGACUUGUUCAAGGGGCAGCACUUAGGUGGCGAUGACUCUAGCAUCCACAUCAGGAGGCAUAGCUUGGAAGACUUCACAACAUACAAAGAAGGAAGCCUGGCAUCUUUCCAAGGAUGUAGUGAAGAGAGGGCUGAACAGAUGUACCAGUGCUCCAACACAGCUGUAGCAGAGCCCAGUUCCUACAAAAGAAGGCACAAGCGCACAGAAGUGGAGGAGGUCCAGUGUGACAUGCGAAAAAAGUGUGCCUUCUCCAAGAUCCUCACCACCAAGAAGAACCUGGAUCAUGUCAACAAGAUUCUGAAAGUCAAGAGGCUUCAGAGGCAGGCCAAGACUGGAAAUAACAUGGUGAAGAGACGCAGAGGAAGGCCAAGGAAGCAGCUGCUUUCUCUGGAGGAGGGAUUGCUGGGUCAGAUGCCAGUUCUAGAGAAGUGUGUGGACCUUCCUGGGAAGAGGAACCUUCACACCGGCCUGGUGCCUGCUCAGCUUGAGUUCUCCAAUCACGACUCUAUCACAGACGCCAUCGAGUCAGUGGUAAACAUGGCCAGAUCCCAAUUCAGCCCACAAUCCAUGCAGGGAGGCAAGAACUGGCAGAAAAUUCAGCCCGAGCUCCAAGUGGAGCGUCCAAACCGCAAAGGAAAAGGGAACAGGAAAGAAGAAGCUAAUCUGGCAUCUCAUUAGUGAGGUGAUGACAGUGCACUGUGAGUUAGCCUUGUGCUUGGGUCUUGAGUAUGGUUUCUCCAGUUCGUUUUGAUUCUACUGACACAUUUUAAUGGGCAUUCGCUGAGAACUUGGAUCAUGGUUGUGGUCUAAAGAGCUCUGCUUUCGGUUUGUACGAUCCUAUCCCUUUUUUUAUUGUUGGUCUCGAGGAGACAAACUGAACAUUUACUCUCCCAAAGCCCAUAACAACAAGGAUGUUGAAAAUAUGGCUAUAGCUAUAAUCUACCAGCACAUGUAAAUGAACUUAAAUGAUGGUACUGUGCACUUUUUUUUUCCUUUUUCAUUUUGCUCAAGCACAAAGCACAGAUCUUCUGGCAGAGGUUGAUUUUUCAAACAACAGGUCACUGGUAAUUCACGCUUACAUUUGCUUGCCUGUGUUCAGGUGUGUUUCAGGCAUAAACCAAUGGCAAUACUUUUGGAUGAAACUCUUUUCAGUGAUGUUUUGAUGGCUAUAAUUUCACUGUACAUAGCAACAUAUCCUACUAACAUUUCCAAUUCAAAGUAUUUUAGAUCUACCUAUACUGUCAGCAUAACAAAUCAAAAACAAUAUAAAGGUUGAAAUGUUUAGUUCUGUUCAUAACCAAAUAGCAGUAGAAAGCUUGUUCAAAUGGAGAAACAUAUUUAGUUGUGUAAUCUUAACGAAGUGGAAUCACUGCAGAUCGAAAGCUUGUUUAUGACAAAGGAUAUCAAAACACAUCUCAAUAGAUCACAACAGGCUUGAUGAAAAAUGCUACGGUUGCAUUUAAUACCAACAAAGCACUUAUUUCUUUUUUUCUAGAACAAGUUUUUUUUCUUUCCUCACAGUGUCAGUGUUGGUUUUCCACUUUAAGUAAUAGUGAGCAUCUGAAUGAUAUUUUCAAGUUCUGACUGGAAAACAAGUUGUUAUUCAGUCGCUUGACUCGCCUUCUCCAGAGUCUCUUUGAGAAUGUGCCUGCUCUUGUUAACUAAACAAUAAAAUUAUGUCUAUAUACCUGUCAGUAUUAGAUAUCCACAUGACCAAAGUUUCAGUGUAGUUGUGUAUCAUAGGAUAGAUUGGUUUCAGUUUAGCUGCUUGUGUAUAUUACAAUGAAUGGUGUGGUGGUGCGCUUAUUUGUCAAUUAGUCUGUCAUUUGAAUUGGAAAAAUAUACGAACCAGAAUGUACACUGAAGUCUAUUUCGAAGAUUGUCCUGAACAUAGGACAUCACAAACUAAUCAAAUAUAUGUCCUACGCUGUUUUAGACAACAAGUUUGAAUCAGGAUAGAUUUGAAUGUGCUCCUAAUUUAAAUAGCUUUCCAUUUGUUUUUGACUUUUUAGUUGUUCCAUAUAUGUGCCUUAUGUUUGUCUAUAAAUCCAUAACAUGUUCAGGUUCUGGGAACACUUGGGUUGUGUUUGCACUUGGCAGAUUUGGUUCGAUAACUUUGGUUCGAGUGCAGUUUUUCUGUUACAGUGGUUCAUUUGAAUCAGUGUAAGCACUGCCAUCCGAACCAUGGUACAAAACCACACAACAAACAAGCAGACCAAGACUAUUGAAAAGAUGGGUCUCUGUCUGGUUCCAAGUAAACAAUUAUGUGAGUGAUGUAAUCUGAACCUUACAAGUGAACUGAGUUUGUUGGGUCUUGGUCCACUUCCAAACAAACUCUGAAGCAGUUUGACUGAAAUAUGAACAUGGCAUGGACCAAAGACAUGUAAGCAAGCCAGAAGCAGGCCAUCAUAGUCGCAAUGUGGUCCAUCCAAUUCAAUACUAAUAAAAUAAAUGGCAGCUGUGGUUGCCAGAAUUUUACAGUUAAAAUUACAGUAGAAACAGUAAAAAAAAUGUUAUAUAUAUAAAUAUAUAUGUAUAUAAUGUUAUAAAUAUAUUAAUACACCAUUUUUUUGAAUUAUUAACAUCAACACAGGUAACAAAAAACCAAAAGCAAGUGUUAAUGAGAUGGUUGCUCAUCAAUGCUCAUCAAAAACAGUUUAUCCACAAGCAGAGAAACAAACAGUUUAAAGCAGUGGUCUCAAACUUAACUCCUGGAGGGCCACAGCUCUGCAUAGUUUAGCUACUACCACCUCCAACUCACACCUGCUUAAUAGUCUCUUGUAGUCUUGAUCGCCUUGAUUAGUUGAAUCAGCUGUGUUUGAUUAGGGUUGGAGCAAAACUUUGCAGAGCUGUGGUCCUCUAGGAAUCUUGAGACCCAUGAUUCAGAAGGUGUUACACCUUCAUGGUAAAACACCCAACACUAAGGGCGCACUCACACUAUGCUAUCCGAACCAUGGCCAGGAGCGUUUCCCAAUUUGUUUGAGAAGUGUGAGUGCUCUGAAUCGGGCUCAGGCAUGGUUCAGUUGGCCAGCCCUGGCCCGGUUGAAAGAGGUGUGCUAAAGCACAGCUCACUUGGGCUUUGGCGCAGUACGCUUGUAGUAUGAGUGCAAAUCGCGCCUGUUUUUAUAUGGAUUUAGUAAUAAUUCUUACUUUUUAAUGAACGCAAACUGUCGUAGUUUAUUAAAGACGCAAACCCCUCGCUGCACGUCAGCUGCACCUUCAAGAAACCUCCUAAUAUCUGCAGCACGAAGACUUUUAUGAUAAUUUAUGAGCGUCAAAAGUGGCUGAUCUGUUCGACAAAGUGUUUGACUGCAUGUUACUGCAUCCCAAAAGACUAAAAAUAAUAAGAACGUUAAAACUAAAGUAAUCUCCACUGUGCUGAGCGAGAGCGCUUCUCUUCAUGUUAAACUUAACAGUCACAUCAUCGAUGACGUAAGCGUUCUCAGGUCCGGUAGGUAAAAAUGCACUGUGAGUGCAGGCCGAGGGGGAGAGGGGAUGGGGGACAAUCGUGCUCUGGCAUGGUUCAAGGCAACUGUACCUAAUAUUAGUGCGCCCUAAAGUAAUGCAGUAAACAUUAUUUAUCGACAUUAGAUGUAACACAAAUGUCGAAUGUACAUCACUGAUGAAAAAAAAACCCUGGAAAACAGAAACAAAAUAAUAUCUGUAAAAAAACUACACAAAAGUGUCAAUUCACCAUAUAUAUUAAGGAAACUUAAUAGGGUAACAGAACUUUAGCCAGGUACCAGACUUUAAAUUGUAGCAAGUUCAUAGUUUUUUACUGUUAAAAACCUUUUUUACAGCGCAAGCAUCGAAAAGUGCAAAUUCUUUGUUUGUUGUGUAUUUUUGGUCCAUUCUUUAAAAUGACAGUGUGAGUUUUAAGUUUAUUUUGGAGCCGACCAAAAGACUACAAGUGUGAACACACCCUUAAUGGCAGGAUAUCAACCUAGAAUGUCAUAAUAUAGUUUGCUCUGGUUGUAAUAUAUUCAUCUUUUUGAUACAACUUGCUACAGUAUAAUAGGCUUCAUUAUGACUGUACUCUUAUAUACAGUUCAGUGACCAGACAGCAUAUCUAGUACAUGUCAAAAUGUCUCUAUGACCGGGCCCAUGCUGGGUUUUUGAAAUGAAUACAUGCUUAUUUACUAUGCAUCAGGUUAUUGCUGUGAAUCCAUCGAUUCUUUUGUAAGCUUUCUGUGAAAUGAAGAAGUGGUCUUACAGAAAUUGAAAAUCUGAACAAAUGAAUAGUGCUAAAACUGACUAUCAUUUCUUUUGCAGCUGUCUAGGGGAGGGAAAUCAGCCUCUGAGCAGUGCAGCCUUAAUCAAAUGUUCAAUUCAUCAAAUUGUCCCCUGUAAAUAGUCCAUUAGUUGCUGUAUAAGCUGCGUGAAUCAUGCCUAAGAAUCAUGUCAAUGUGUUGCACUCACACAGCUGUCCGAAGCAGGAUGCAAAUAGAGGCUUGAUAUGCCAUGUGGUGUUACGAACCAUCGUGAAAACUUGCAGUGCAUUAAAGCUAAAAUAAAUAAUAUAUAUAUUUGCCGGCAGCUAAUUUGCCUCAGCCAGUUGCACUGGACCUUUUGUAGGAUGUGUGUCCAUUUGCGCUGGUUUCGCUAAACACCUGCGAACGAACAUUGCCAAAAAUGUUGACCUUUUGUUAGUGCUUUAAGCACCGAAAGCUAUGUUUUAAAACAAAUGAAAUGUACACCGUAGCAGUUUUCUGAAACAUGAUUAUAGAUGAUUAUAAACGUGGCUUUGGUAACAAGGCCUGGCAGCUCCAAUUUGCUCGGCUUCUGUGCUUUUAAAAUGCCAGAUAUAUAUUUUCUCCACCAGCUGAUAAGUGGUGCCUUGUGAAGUUACGUGUAUUUUUUUUAUGUUCCUGCUACUAAACGACAAUAUUACAAAGGUCACCGAGAGAAUGUCGCCCGCUCAGAGGUACUGUAGUAUGGUAUUUUUUGUUUGUAUCGCUAUUAAUGAAGUUAUAAUACAAGUGAAGUGUUAAUCGAAAGUAAUAUUCCUGACGAGAACACAACGGAAGCUCUUAUCGCCACUCUUUACAUCGGAAUUCAUACACACAUGCGGUGUAAUAACCAUUUGAUUUCUGCAUGCUGAUUUUGAUUGUGUGCAUACAACAUUUUGAAGAAGACGAGAAGUAUUUCGAUUUGAAUAAGAUCUUAUACAUUGUUUGAUAUGUUUUUUGUAAUGGAUUUUAAAUUCAUAAAGCAUUUUGUACAUUGUAAGGAUAUUAAAAACAGCAAAUAACGGACGUAUAUAGAAAAAGAAUAAAUACUGAUAUACACAAACAUAUGCAUUGUACAUAGAAUGUACGUAUACACGUUCAUGUUUUGUGUACACGUUUAUAAAUACAAGUACUACGCUGUACAUAUGUACAUACAUGUAAGCUUGCAUGUGUUUGGUCAUGUUUGCCGUUCAUGAUCUUGUAGUUUUAUUUUUUUAUUUCUUCUUUUUCUUACUGUAAAGCUCAUUUUUUUUGUGCAGCCAUCUCCGGUGAGCAGUAUUGAGCACUUCAAAUACAGUCGAUCUUGUUCAUGUCAUUCAUUGUGCAAAAAAUAAUAAAAUGAAUUUAUCGAGAACUCA
Messenger RNA from Danio aesculapii, 9934 nucleotides. RefSeq names its product SET binding protein 1 (gene setbp1). NCBI's taxonomy places the organism in Eukaryota, Metazoa, Chordata, Actinopteri, Cypriniformes, Danionidae. Bases 709 to 5025 code for a protein of 1438 amino acids. The record is from RefSeq and is a predicted model, not a curated record. The transcript is spliced from 4 exons. Gene Ontology annotation, molecular function: DNA binding.